This is a messenger RNA of Papaver somniferum (opium poppy), 2340 nucleotides long. RefSeq lists its product as uncharacterized. The record is from RefSeq and is a predicted model, not a curated record. NCBI's taxonomy places the organism in Eukaryota, Viridiplantae, Streptophyta, Magnoliopsida, Ranunculales, Papaveraceae. Bases 1063 to 1848 code for a protein of 261 amino acids. The transcript has 9 exons.
CUUAAACAAAAGUUGACAUUUUUGAUUCAACAACACAUUCCCUGACGUUCAACAAAACCGAACUGGGUUUCAUAGCUCUUGGGAGUAUUCUGAUUUUCGGAUCGAUCAAAAUGCAAGCACCUGUGAUUCUUUCAGAUCAAACUAUAAUCAGAGAUUGAAGGAGGGAUCUUUGGAAUUGUUGAUUGGUGAUAGGGGAUUAUGACUAUGAAUGGUUUAAACAGACCUAGACCUCGGUCAUUCUCAGGCAUGGAUUACCCAGAAAUGAAAAAGAAGAGAAAUUUUGCUGGAAAGAUUUCGUUGGCUGCCAUGUUAGCUGUUCUGUGUGUAUAUAUUCAGAAGAACUCGUCUCGUUUUACCACCUCAACCCCGGAUAAUCUCUCUCGGGGAAACUUUGGUGCUGUUAAGGUUCUUCAUGAGAAAUUCCCGAACCUGGAAGGCUGCAGUUCAUAUACGCAUAUUUGGGUCAUCCAAAAGCUGUAUCCUUAUUCUUCCAAUCUUAGAUUGCUUUUUGCUGAAAUAUAUGUGUAAAAUGAGAAUGUUGGAGUCUUUUACUUAAUAAUUCAUUCUGGUAAAUGAAAUCUUCCCGGAGAAUGCAUUUGAUGCAUUUCGCGGCCGUCCCCUAUGUGGGAGAAAGCACUCUUGAACCUCUUAGGUAUUAUCAUAACAUAACGUCGAACACCCUGGUAGUACUGGAGGCAAUGGCAGCACAUGGGGUGAAAACGUUAAUUUAUUCGAGUACAUGUGCAACAUACGGCGAGCCAUUGAAAAUGCCUAUUACAGAAGAUACUCCUCAGCUGUUGAUAAUGUAGAUUCCAAUUAAUCCAUAUGAUGAUGCCAAGAAGAUGGCCGAAGAUAUCAUACUAGACUUCUCAAAGAACUGGGACAUGGUUGUGAUGAUUUUAAGAAAUUUCAAUGCGAUUGGAUCUGAUCCGGAAGGACGGUUGAGGGAAGCUCCCAGACCUGAACUACGGGAGCAUGUUUGGAUUUCAGGGGCUUGUUUUGAUGCAGCCUUGGAAGUCAUAGCCGGGCUUAAGGUUAAAGGAACAGAUUAAAGCACAGCCGAUGGAACCUGUAUACGACCGAGCAAAGUUGGCAUUUAUAAUGUUGGCACAGGAAAAGGUCAAGGAUUUGUCUACUGGUUGUUCUAAAUGGAGGGGUACGUUGACAAUAGGAUCUCGGGCAACUGAUCGGGGUGUUUUAUCUUGUGAUAGUAGGUGCUGCAUUUAUAAUGAAACAACAGGUGAGAUAAUAGAGAUUUGCACAGUACCUAGUCCGGUUGAAGGUGGAGUGCGCCAGGAAGAAAUUAACGAAGACUUUGUUGUUGUUUUUUGUGGUCCUAUAUUUUUUGCUAGGAAAAUCCUCAAGGAGGUUGAUAAAAUGCUUAAAUGUAGAAGAAACUGUGAGCUAGUGGUGGAUUUUAACUAUUUGGACUUUGCUUUGAAGACCAAGUACAAUGAAAUGUUGGAAUCGGAGAACGCCUACUUAGUUCGUCGAGUCAAAACAAUACAGUUCAUCGUAGUUGAAGUGGACCAAGGUGAACUGAUAAUGAAAAUCUAUGGGUAUCUUGAGAGCUCAAAUGGUUUAGAUGAACUCGAUGUUGAGAAAUUUCAAUGUUCUGGAUCUGGUGGAGCAUUGGCGACACCUAUCAUUGAUAGCAAAUGGAACCCCGAAAGAUCUGCUGAGGAAAUGGUGGAUAUACAUCAGUCAGCUAUGUUGGCUGUAAAUGCAGAAAGGAAUGAUGUUGGAGGGAUUCACCGGGUGAUUGUGGUGAGGGUUAAUGACGAGGGGAGACUUGUUACUGAGAGUUCUGAUUUGGAAAUUGGACAGUUGUUUAGGGUUGAGUUGUGAGCUCACUGGGUAACUCUUGGAUUUACAGUAGGCAACAUGUGGAUUUACAGUAGGUAACUUUUAGAUGUUUGCUUCUGUAGUUAGAGAGCUGCUUUCUCUGAACUGUAUACUCUUUCAGUUGGGUUUUGAUGGCGAAACGGCUGUAUAGGGUUGACUUGUGAGCUCACUCGGUAACUUUGGAUUUACUGUUGGUAACUUUUAGAUUUUUGCUUCUGUAGUUAGAGAGCUGCUUUCUCUGGACCGUUUACUCUUUCAGUUGGGUUUUGAUGGCGAAACGGCUUUAUAGGGUUGAGUUGUGAGCUCACUCGGUAACUUUGGAUUUACUGUUGGUAACUUUUAGAUUUUUGCUUCUGUAGUUGGAGAGUUGCUUUCUUUGAACUGUUUACUCUUUCAGUUGGGUUUUAGUUUACCCUUUUCAUUACUCUUUAAUCAGUUCUCUCCAGUUGAUUUUGCCAUUGAACUUUAUUAUUAAAUUUUUUUAGUUGGUGUUCU